Molecule: messenger RNA, 591 nt
Organism: Aspergillus japonicus CBS 114.51
Lineage: Eukaryota; Fungi; Ascomycota; Eurotiomycetes; Eurotiales; Aspergillaceae
Exons: 1
Coding region: 144-503 (119 amino acids)
Source: RefSeq, a predicted model, not a curated record
UUUAGGUCAAACAUUCCACAAAUACUCAAGCCAGCGAUUGGCGAGGAGAUGAUGUGGGGAGAAGAGCCCAGAAGGAAAAAAAAAAAAGGCGUCAAAAAAGGGAAGGACAAACAGCCGGGACCAUCCAGCCCAUUCAUUCAUCCAUGGUGGACGGACUAACCCCAACCAAGAAUGCACGAUUCCAUCAUCGUCACCUUCCAGUCUGCGCCCAUCAACCCAGUCAAAAUGCCUUUCUUCCGAAAUUCAGAAUGAAAAGAAGAGAAAGAGAAGACAGAUAUGACAGGCAUCAAGGGGGCUGGGCUAGACUGCCUCACCAGUAUAUUGGCAAGACUUGCAAGUCUGAGAGCCUGGGGACAGACCUCCGUUGUCUCACUCUUGUUGGCCUAUCUUCAUGCAUUUGUUCCCUGACUUCCUCGACCAGAGUCAAACGAGGGAACGGCCGAUUCGCAUUCCCCACCCGGAGGGUGAUGCACGCUGAAAUCAUAGGGCCACAACUGACGUAGGGGGUGUGUCCGGCUUCGAGAUGCCUUCUCUUCGGGUAUUGGCGUCCAUCUCCACCACUAUACUGUACAGUACACCACCCUAUGCCUG